Molecule: messenger RNA, 5626 nt
Organism: Trichogramma pretiosum
Lineage: Eukaryota; Metazoa; Arthropoda; Insecta; Hymenoptera; Trichogrammatidae
Gene: dnc
Product: cAMP-specific 3',5'-cyclic phosphodiesterase
Exons: 14
Coding region: 2465-4486 (673 amino acids)
Biological process (GO): signal transduction
Cellular component (GO): cytosol; nucleus; perinuclear region of cytoplasm
Molecular function (GO): 3',5'-cyclic-AMP phosphodiesterase activity
Source: RefSeq, a predicted model, not a curated record
UCGGCCGCCGUCAACGUCGACGGCGCGCUCCUCUCCGCAUUAUUACAAUAUAUACGUAUAGGCAGCAACUCGCUCGUUUCUCUCUCUCUUUCUCGUCGUAUGUAGAAUAAUAAAAUAAAGCACGCGCCCGCAUAUAUAAGCCCAGCAUGUAUACACAAAGAGACUACAGACUGACUGACUGACCGAGCUUUGCUCGUAGUCGUCUUCGUCGUCGUCGUUUGGCUUUGUACAGUAGUUGAUCGUCGCGUUUGUUUGUGUCUGCGCAAAGUGUAUCUCUCUCCUCGUUCAGGUGUGUCGUCGUCGUCGUCGUUCCCCCUUCCCUCCUCACCCCGCCUCCCUCUCAUCUCUCGACCGACCCCCUUUGUGUGCUUCGAAAUUUAAUGAUAAAUAACUGCUGCUACGAGCCUAGCUGUUCUGGGCCAGCGUCGAAGAUUUUCUCAGACUGACAACUGCUCUGGACUCAUCCUCGCUUCUGCAAGCGUAUACAGCAGCAGCAUCAGUAGUAGUAGUAGUGGUGCUGCAGGCUCCACAUGUGCGCGCUCCGACUCCGACUUAUCGGACGACGUUAGUUUGACUGUGUCUCCCUCGCUACUCGGUGUAUUAUUAUUUUAUUGUAUACAUUCGUGUGUCAGUGUGUACUACAUGUGAUGAUGAUGAUGAUGAUAGCAUAAGUAGGUGCACUAUACCGUCUCUGUACAUGCCUACCGAAGAGAACACGAGAAGCGAGUAGCGCGCGCCCGAACAUCUACGCUGCUAACCUCUUUCACCUCCUAUCUAUGCAUCCGCGCCUCCAGCCCGACGAGUAGCUACAACUGCUACUACUACUGCUACUGGCACUACUACUACUCGUCUUCGAUCUGUGUGCGUCGACGUCGACGCGAGGCUCUUUUUCUUCGGGCGCUUUUCGCUCUCUUCCGCGCGCUCACUCAUUAGCGACUGCUAUCGCGUGUGUACUGUGCGUAUACUCUGUGCCGAGUCGCUGCUAUAUACUACCUGCUGUACGCACACACACACACACAUUUACAGACUCAACAAACGCGCCUACCUGUGUGUACCGUCUAUAGCUGCAGCCACUGCAAAACAAAGCAGAAGCAAAAGCAGCAGCAGCAGUCGCUGUUCGUGUAGAUAUUAUUAUAUCCGUGCGCGCUGCUGAGCGGCGACGGCGGCGGUGGCGGCGGAGGGGUUGCGCCUCUCUGGCCGAAGCCGAAGCGAGGAAGGGGUGGCGGACUUUACUACUACUGCGCUGCCGCCUCUGUUAUCCCCCGUUAUAGCAUAGUGCUAUCCGUGUCUGUGCGCCAGUGUGAGUGCUGGUGCGACGGUGGUGGUAUGCGCGCAGCACGUGCAUCACCAGCAGCAGCUAUUCAGCUGGCCCUCGGGAGGUCACCUGCGGCCGCCACCGACGGCACCGACAGCCGAAUCAUCAGCGGCAACAGAAGCAGCAGCCUCUGCUCGUCUCGGCCGAUCCUAUUCGCCGAUAGUCGCCGCGCGGCCGUUGUUGCUCGCGUUCGAAUUAUCGCAACGUUCUAAUACCUACCUACUUGUCACCGUUCAAACUAACGCUAACGAGAUAAUUGCGGCGAGCGGUAUGUAAGCGCAAGUUUAUACGCCGCGCCAGUGUCAAGGAGGCCGUGCAGUUUUAUUACUACUACUAGCACCAGCAACGAUGAUGUGUUAGUUAACCGUCGUUCGGUUUACACAGUGCAGUUUGAGUUUUCCUUCGUUGCGUCGUUAUAUAUAAUUGUAAAAGUCAAGAUCGAACGCUGACCCUGAACUCUCUGGACGUGCGUGCCCGUGUGUGUGAUAUAGAUAUAUAUAUUUGUAUGUGUAUUUGUGUGGUGCACCCGCGUGCUCGUGUGGAUUAUCGUCAAAACUCGAGCAACGAGAUCGACGUUGUUGAGCAGCGGCGCGAGUGGUCGCAAUUUCGAAACCUCGACUCUCACUCGCGGUGUGGUGAUAUGGGCGAGCCAGCCUCCUCGUGGACAGAUGCAGUCGUCGUCGCCACCGCCGUCGCAUCGGCACGCGACCAGCAGCUGGACUAGGAGGAGUCGCAUCGGCACGCGACCAGCAGCUGGACUAGGAGGAGCAUCAUCGGCAGCCGGUAGCAGGCCUCGACGGGGAUGACCCGACGACUGCUUCUUAGCGCACUGCUGCAUCAUCAGCCUCCGCUUCGUUGUCCGUCGUGUCGUCGUUCUCGUUCUUGUUUCUGUUCUUGUCGUCGUCGACGCCGUCGUAAUCUACGAAUCGCUGAUGCUAUUUAUAUCAGCCACAACAUUAUCCACGACUCUACCAGAAAAAAUCUCCGACACCGAGUACAGGAGGAGGUGCUGCUGCAGGCAGCGGAGGAGGAGGCGGCGGAGGUAGCAGCAGGACUGGCUGGCGCUCACGCAGAAGCGUCACGACGGCCGGUGCCACCGGACAUCAGCACCACGUGAUCGCCAGCGCCGCGGCCACGGCACAGGCGAGAAUGCAGGCCGAGCAGGGCAGCAUCGGCGAGCUCAGGGGUUAUCACAACCUCCGAUCCCGGCGCCACACCCUCGCUAACGUUCGCUUCGACGUCGAGAAUGGCGCCUCGACGCUGGACGGUGCCGGAGGCGGCGGUGGAGGCACGUCACCCAGCACCGGCGGCCUCGUACUGCAGACCCUGCCCCAGCGCAGGGAGAGCUUCCUCUAUAGGAGCGACAGCGACUUCGAGAUGUCGCCGAAAUCCAUGUCACGCAACAGCUCCAUCGCCAGCGAGAGGUUAAAAGAGACCGAGCCACCAGUCGAACGAGCCCAUGGCGAAGACCUCAUCGUCACGCCUUUCGCGCAGAUACUUGCGUCACUGCGCUCCGUUAGAAACAACUUCUUGUCCCUCACUAAUGUACCGACGAACAAAUCGCGCCGGAGCAGCGGCGCCCAAGGCAGCAGUACGCCACAGCCACGGAUCCUUGCCCCCGGAGAGGAGCCCUACAUGAAGCUCGCAGUCGACACAAUGGAGGAACUUGAUUGGUGUCUCGAUCAAUUGGAAACUAUUCAAACUCAUCGAUCCGUGUCAGACAUGGCUUCGUUGAAGUUCAAGAGAAUGCUGAACAAAGAACUGUCGCAUUUCUCCGAGUCCUCCAAGUCCGGAAAUCAGAUUUCCGAGUACAUCUGCAGCACCUUCCUCGACAAACAGCAGGAGCUGGAUCUACCGUCGCUGCGUUCUGACGAUGCGCUACCCGGCAGCAUGGACGCUCGGGCGGCCAAAAAGAAGGACCGCGAGAAGAGGGGACCGGCGGCCAUGUCGCACAUAAGCGGCGUCAAGCGGCCGCUCACGCACACCAACAGCUUCACCGGCGAGCGCGUGCCGCUCUACGGCGUCGAGACGCCCCACGAGGAGGAGCUCGGAAAGCUCCUCAGCGAUAUCGACAAAUGGGGCAUCGACAUCUUUAGGAUAGCUGAACUGAGCAAUAACAGGCCGCUCACCUGCGUGGCCUACACGGCCUUCCAAAGCAGGGACCUGCUCAAGAUCAUGAUGAUACCGCCGAAGACCUUCGUCACCUUCCUCAUGACCCUCGAGGAUCACUACGUCAAAGAUAAUCCGUUCCACAAUAGCAUUCACGCGGCGGACGUCACUCAAUCGACGCACACCUUACUCAACACUCCCGCGCUCGAGUCUGUGUUCACGGCAUUAGAGAUAACGGCUGCCCUCUUUGCCGCAACUAUUCACGAUGUCGAUCAUCCCGGUCUCACCAAUCAGUUUCUCAUCAAUUCGAGUUCCGAGCUGGCAUUGAUGUACAACGACGAGUCCGUACUGGAGAAUCAUCAUCUGGCAGUCGCGUUCAAGCUGCUGCAAAACGAGGGCUGCGACAUAUUCGCUAAUUGCUCGAAGAAGCAGCGCCAGACCCUGCGCAAGAUGGUCAUCGACAUGGUGCUGUCGACCGACAUGUCCAAGCACAUGUCCCUGCUGGCCGACCUGAAGACUAUGGUGGAGACGAAAAAGGUCGCCGGCUCCGGUGUGCUACUGCUCGACAAUUACACCGACAGAAUACAGGUCUUGGAAAAUUUGGUACACUGCGCCGAUCUGUCGAACCCGACGAAGCCUCUGCCGCUAUAUCGGCGCUGGGUCGACCUGCUCAUGGAGGAGUUCUUCCAACAAGGCGACAAGGAGCGCGAGCUCAACAUGGACAUCAGCCCGAUGUGCGACCGACACAACGCCACCAUCGAGAAGUCCCAGGUGGGCUUCAUCGACUACAUCGUCCAUCCGCUCUGGGAGACCUGGGCCGAUCUCGUGCACCCGGACGCUCAGGCGAUACUCGACACGCUGGAGGAGAACCGCGACUGGUAUCAGUCCAUGAUACCGCCCUCGCCGCCGCCCGAUCUAUGUCCCGAGAAGCAAGAGAGGCAGCACUUCCAGAUGACGCUGGAAGAAGGCGAAGAGGGUGCAAGUCCGGAAAAAGUUCAGAGCUUUUCGCAGGAGCAGGGUGACGAUGUCGAAGAGUCAAGCAGCGCCGACGCCGGAAUGUGACGGAAGUUCACCGGCUUCUGCAGAAAAAUUUAUGAACGCGUCCAGCAGACGUUCUGGCGCGUACGCCAAUGAUCGAUGCUGAGCAUAUAUACAUAUAUUUUAAUCGAUAAAAAAACAAAAAGAAAGCGAAGCCCGUCGUGCUCUCGCUCAUAUUCGCUCUUUACAAGUGAAUCGGUUCACAAAGACACACAUUCUCAUACACUCUCUGUCAGUCUGUCUGACUGUCUGUCUCUACCUCUAUUUCUCUCUAUCUAGCUCCUCUCAUAUCUCUUACUCUGCGAUUCUCUCUUUUAUUUCUCUUUCUCUCCGUUAUCCGAUUCUUUCUACAAGUACACGAUCGCUCAUGAAAUACGAAUAACGCAAAAAGGAAUGAAAAAAAAAAAUUACAAAAAAUCAUAUAAAACUUUUAAAGAAAGGGGGAGAGAUGGACGGACGGACAGACGCUAUGACUAGUCAGAGCCAGAGAAGAGAAGAUCUGAUGAUGCAGAAUAACUUGAUAAAUACAAUACAAAACUUAUGUACCGACGGAUUCGUAUAAAAAAAUGAUGACGAUCGUAGAAAUUAUAAAUAUAUAAAUAUAUAUACAAUUACACAUCCACAAAGACUGCAGCUGUUGUACGCCCACACAUUCAUUACAUCUAUAAAUAAUUAUUAAAAAAAAAUGUAAUACUCUCGUGCUUACAUUACAGUUUGACCGAGCUUAACAAAAACAAAAAAAAUUUCAUUGAUGACGCUUAGAGAACAAAAAAAGCAUACAUGGCAAAAUUAUAUUAUAAUAUACACAAAAUCCGAUCAAUCGUCCUUAAAAAUACGUAUUAGCAUAGGAGAGAAGACGACCGGAGGAUAAAGGGAGAUCAAAAAAAAGAAAAAAGCGUACGAUACGUAUAUUAUUACGAUAUAUAUACACGUAAAUCUAACAUUAAUAUUAUACAUCGCAUGCGAAGCCAAACUAUACAAGAGUGGGAAUCCUCUUGAAUUUUAUUUCUUAUUACGUAUAAAUAUAAUAAGUAAAGAAAUCGUUGCUCUCGGCUGGACCGAGACGCAACGCCCGACGGAACUUGUGCGCGUGUUACUAUUAUACAUAUAAUUGCCGAUUACAAAGUUGGUCGUUACGCAGAAAAAAACGUCGUUUAAGUAUAU